AUGGACAAUGAUGUCACGCCAGUGUACCUGGCAGCACAGGAGGGUCACCUCGCUGUACUGAAGUACCUCGUGCUGGAGGCUGGAGGUCGGCUGGACGCUCGAGCCAGAGACGGCAUGCUGCCCAUACACGCGGCUGCGCAGACUGGAUGUUUGGACUGCGUUAAGUGGAUGAUUGUUGACCGUGGUGUAGAUCCGAACGCUAGAGAUGGCGACGGAGCAACGCCACUGCACUUCGCAGCAUCACGUGGUCAUCUGUCAACAGUACGCUGGCUUUUACGUCACGGUGCCCGACUGCAUUUGGACAGACACGGCAAGAGCCCCAUAAACGACGCCGCUGAGAACCAUCAUUUAGAAUGCCUGAACGUGUUGGUAGCCGCUGGAGCAGCCGGCGCAGACAAUAAACAGUUGUCCACAUAUAAAGCUAUACACUCCUGCGCAUGCGUACCCGGGGAAGCUAGAUGUGCUCUUCAAAACUGUAUCAAUGGGAAUGGGACCCGUUCUCCAUUUUACCUCCACGCCCCGGAGCGCGAGAGGCGCAACUCACACGAACGAAGGGGUUCCCUGUCGUCAACUGUGGGCUCCAUCACCUCGGCGAGGUCUGGACCAGCUGAUGGACUUUACGUCAAUCCGAUGCAGAGGACUUCGGCUACGAGCGCGACCAAUCACAGCUCCUCUGGGGAGGAAAGUUCUGCAUGCUCAGCAUCGGAAGCGGAGACGGCCAACACCGGGGGCUGGUUCCUCCACAGCAACAACUCGAACGCCCCCGCGGCGCUGUACCAGCGCGUGCGGGACCUGUUCCACGCGCGCUCGCCCGGCCCGCGGGUGCCCGCUGAAGGUCAAGAGGCUCCUACCAUGACUGUUAAAGCAGAAAUUCACGGAACGUCAGAAGUGACUCAACCGCAACAGGAAAAUUCUGACAGCGACAGCGGAGCCGAAGCGACACGUCGCGAUCAUCACUACGAAGACAUCUACCUACCACGGGACGAGCACCAGAGGAGAAGAAGCAGUUCCCGAGACUCCGGAAGCCACAGUAGACCUGGAAGUGCAGCCCUAAUAGUUGACUACGGCACCAAAGAGAAUAUUGAAACGUCGAACAAAGCCUACGAAGAAGUAUCUGCACCAGCGCCCGACAGCCAUACGAAAUCCACGCUAGCAACGAAAUUAGCAGCGCUAACACACAAAGCUCAGAAUUUUGCCAGUCGUAUCUCAUCAGCAGCGGGUAGCCGUCGUGCGUCAGUUUCAGAAGAACCAACCGUAGCCCCAGCAUCUCCAUCAUCAGGGGUAUCAUCAGCUGGCUCCACUGGAGGUAGUUCUGGAGACGAGGCGCCCCCUCCUCCACCGCCACCUCCCCCUCCCGCGGUGCUGGAAGAACCAGCUCUGAAGCCAUCUGAGUUAAAAAGUAGGCUGGCGGGGCGGCGCGGCUCGACGGCCUCGGCAGACGAAGAGCGACCGCGCGCGCCCAACCUCGUCAACAAGCAGCCCGCGCUCCCCUUCGUGCCACCGGCCUUUCCACACAACGCGCCGGACCGCCUCAUCAAACCCUCGGAGUAUUUGAAGACCAUCACGGCGCCCUGCAAGCGCGAUGAAGGAGCGGCGGAGCCGCGCCCGCCGCCUCCUCCGCCGGUCCCGGAUAAUGUUCCACCGCCGCCUCCUCAGCCACCCCUGGCUCACCAGCCACUGGCCGCUAUCAGCAGCGCCGAACUUACUGCCGUACGGCUCAAGAUGACGGCCACCAAGACGAUGUCAGCGCCCCCGCCGACUCGAUCCGUCAGUCUCCAAUGUCUCCCAAGUGCAGCGGAUUUCAGAAGCGCAAAGACGGAUCUGAUAGAGGAGUUGAAGAUGUCGAAAGAUAUCACCGGAAUAAGGAAGCUUAAGGUGGAACGAGCCAGACGAGAGAGUCUGCAGGAUAAGGAAACGUUUACGGAGUUCACCAAAAGGUUCACUGCGGAGAACUUUGUUGAUCAGAUCCCGGAGCGAGACACAGCGGGUAACAUUAUACCAGCGUGGAAGAGACAAAUGUUGGCGCGGAGAGCUGCGGAGAAGGCGAGGAAGGAUCUGGAGAGAGAGCUCGCCGGGGAGGCGGAGAGACGGAGAGCGGCCUGCGUGCCGGCGUGGAAGAGGCAGCUGCUGGCUAGGCGCGAGGAAGCGGAAAAUCGGUUGAGACAAUCACUCUACACACCGAAAGUGGAGGAGUCAAACGACGGUUUGAAACAGAACGGAGAUUGGCGCGCGUACCCCGGUUCCCAGCGCGCCGUGUCCAUAGACAACAUCACGCUCUGCUACGACGCGCCGGCGCACCCCACGCGUGCGCCUUCCGAAGUCAAGCUCUCCUCUGAACAUUGCAACGGUCACUCGACACUAAACGGUCAUCAUGAAAACGAAGAGGAAGAAAGCGCUAAAAUAAUCCCCUGGCGAGCUCAACUGCGUAAGACAAACAGCAAACUUAAUUUACUCGAGUAGGAUAAUUAUUGGUAAGAACGGUAGGAUUCGUAGGCCGCUAGUAAUAAUGUUUACUUUGGUAGAUUUUAUAACGUAAUGUUAUAAAACAUGCUCACUAUAUUUUACACGUUUAAUUAACAUUCGAAAUGUUGUAACUUCGUCUAUAACUAAUUUCGAGCCGAUGUUUUUUCGAUCUUUCUGAAUGAGUGUUGCUAUACUGUUGGUGGAUUAAUUUUUAUGCCUUAGUGGUCACUAAAGUGUGAAAAUUAUGACAACAUUUUAUAAUAAAUUUUACCGUCGUUUAGCGAUUUUUUUUUUUAAAACUUUUUC
Molecule: messenger RNA, 2769 nt
Organism: Melitaea cinxia (Glanville fritillary)
Lineage: Eukaryota; Metazoa; Arthropoda; Insecta; Lepidoptera; Nymphalidae
Gene: f
Product: espin
Exons: 13
Coding region: 1-2460 (819 amino acids)
Biological process (GO): actin filament bundle assembly
Cellular component (GO): cytoplasm
Molecular function (GO): actin filament binding
Source: RefSeq, a predicted model, not a curated record